CCAUAACAGUGGCACGGAGGCGUUAUGCGGCCAGUCGCAAGUUUAGGCGGGAAUCACUGAACCAUGCCAACGCUCCGAGCGCAUCACGAUCGAGGAACGUGUCCUAUUUAUUUUAUGGUGUGAGCUGUGUGAGGCCAGGCCAAUGGACCCGGCAUUCGGACGACUUCGGUUGCAAAGUUCGGCCAGUUCUUCCCUCCUGCCGCGAUCGACGAGCAGGGGGCUAGCUCCCAGUGCCGUGGUGCAUGGGAAGUGCUAUGAGGCACAGAUUAGGCCGGUGCUUGAUUCGGAGUUGGGGAAGUGUGAACCGCGGCGCUGCGGCUGCUGGCGUGGUCGGCAACGAAGCACCGCCAACCAGCUCACCAAGCUGGCGGCGCUACAGCAGGAGCCGGGCUCGUCUUUGACGGGCGUCACACGCGCUGCAGGGGCGCAGGCCACGAGCGAGCCUUGCCGUCGGCAGUGGCGUUGCCGCCGUUGAGGUCAUGGCCACGGGCACACGUGGCUUCACCCAGCCAUCCCGUGGCGAUAGCCGUGGCGACUACCGUAGCAUCAGCACAACACCCGGCAGCUCGCCAGGUAAGUAAGUGGUGGCUGGACUGCGCGUGUGUGUGGGAGCCGUGAGAACCCCUGGUGGACGGUGCCCACAACUUGUCGAAUGUUUGCGGGAGUUGGUUGUCACAAAAGCGGAUCCGGAUUCGACGAGACGCAUCCAGCGCGCUAAAGAGAUUUCAAUUCCACGACUAAAAACAGGUUUUGACCCGCCCGCCACCUGCCUGCCACACCCCUCGUAUGGCACUGGAACGUUUGUCCCCCAGCGACUUUCGAUUGGCCUGCUGGUAGAGUCGCUGGUGGACAAUUGUUCCGGUGGUUUCGGGCAGGCCCAAAUGGGCAGGGCAGGGAGUGGCAGCUUAGGCGGGGAGUGGCACCCGGGUGGGUCGAGCGCGGGCAACGGGAUGUCCACCUCAGCCAACCCGGGUCUGCCCGGGUUCAGGAAUAAAACUGUGUUCUUGGUCGCUCGCUUGGUCGCUUGGUCGUGGCAAGGGAUGGACGCAUAGGAAAUAAAUCAAAGAGGGAGCCGACGGGGUGAGGGGGUUUUAGUCUCAAGUACCCGCGGCCUGCUACCAAUGGACGCAUAAAAUAAUUGCAUACGCUGGCUAAUUUCCAUGCGUUGAAACCGAUUGAAGCAACAGUCAUUGCAGAACUUCAGCAGUUUGUAGCGCCGAACGGGCGAUGCAGGCUCCUUAAAUGGUCGCCUACAGCAUAUGCGUGAAUUUCCAUAUGCACAGCGCAAGGUGGCGCGACCGAGACCAAUCUGCUGCGGAAUGGUGAUUACUGCUGAAUUCCCGUAAUUAAUGGGUCGACCGGCGGGGUAAUAGGCUGCUGCAUCAAUAAUCCUAAACUAUAUGGGCAUAAACUGAGCUCACCCCUCGCAUUUGAGUGAACGAGCGCAGCAAUAAUGCGAGCGAGGCCGUUGAACGUCCACCCACAAGCAAAGUGACCACGCGCACACACACACUCGAUCGAGUUUUUUAGGAGCGCGCUCCAUAGUUUGGAUAGGGAUAUAUUUUUUGGUUCCACGAGCCAGCCGGAGACACACUUGGCUGGCACGCGGGCGCGCGCCCCGCCACUUCUACGCAGUCAGGAGCACUAUGAGGCGCCACGUUGUGCUGCUGUUGCAGGCCCGCGCUCUAUUUGUGACUGUAUUUGUAGCAAUGAACAUUGCUACUUGUACAGUCCAUGCUGCGCCAGAAAAAGGCAAGCCGGCGCGCGCUGCCUGAGGGGUCUGCCUGAGAGUCCGUCCAGACCUGAAGACACGAACGUUUGCUUGCUUGCCGUCACCGCACACUAAUAUAUAUGGUAACAUGUACAUAAAUUCAGGCAUUUUCAUGUGUAUCCACCCACUUUGGUCAGCACUUAAACUACACUUAUUUGCUUUAUGUGUUGCGUGUAUUGCCGGAUGUAACGACGGGAAAAGGCCCUUCGAAGUUGUCAGGAACGGGAAGUACCCGCGUUACAUUCUCCCCCCCUUGGAUCACACGUCCUCGGGUGGAUCUGCGAAUGUGACUGCUCGCCAGAAACCAUUUUAGACACCACAGCCGGCACCAGCCGUCACCGCGUCGAGAAAGUGGUUCGCAUCACAGCCCCCUAGUGUCGAUUUUUUGAGCGAAAACCUAUUUCCGACGUACGCAGGAUUCGACCCCAUGACCUUAGUCAUCCGCAACAUGGAUUUUGGGGUUUGGUCUCGAUACCAAUUGUAACGACGGGAAAAG
Molecule: messenger RNA, 2267 nt
Organism: Chlamydomonas reinhardtii
Lineage: Eukaryota; Viridiplantae; Chlorophyta; Chlorophyceae; Chlamydomonadales; Chlamydomonadaceae
Exons: 2
Coding region: 143-475 (110 amino acids)
Source: RefSeq, a predicted model, not a curated record